Molecule: messenger RNA, 2986 nt
Organism: Lagopus muta (rock ptarmigan)
Lineage: Eukaryota; Metazoa; Chordata; Aves; Galliformes; Phasianidae
Gene: SFT2D2
Product: SFT2 domain containing 2
Exons: 8
Coding region: 157-639 (160 amino acids)
Biological process (GO): vesicle-mediated transport
Cellular component (GO): membrane
Source: RefSeq, a predicted model, not a curated record
GGAUGGGCCGUCCCGCCCCUCCGACUACGCGCCCCGGCAGGCUCCGCGCCGCCGCGCCUACCUGCGCCCGGCAGGUACGGAAGGGCCAGCGGCCGCGCGGGGCCUGCCGGGGCGUGUAGUUCCCGGGGCGGAAGGGAAGAGCCGCCCGGCCGCGGCAUGGACAAGCUGAAGCGGGUGCUGAGCGGCCGGGACGCGGAGGAGCCCGGCGCUCUGACGGAGGUUAUCGACGCGACUUCGUUGGGUUGGGGCACCCGAGUGAAAGGCUUCAUCGCGUGCUUUGCGUUGGGAUGCGUGUUCUCCCUGUUGGGCAGUUGUCUGCUCUGGGUACCAAGAAAAGGGCUGAUUCUCUUUGCAGCAUUUUACACGUUGGGGAACAUUGCAUCGAUUGGAAGCACUCUCUUUCUUAUGGGACCAAUGAAACAAUUGAAAAGGAUGUUUGAGCCUACCCGAUUGAUUGCUACUAUUGUUAUGUUAUUGUGUCUCAUAUUAACGCUGUGUUCUGCUUUUUGGUGGCGUAAGGAAGGACUCGCGCUCCUUUUCUGUAUCUUGCAGUUUUUUGCCUUGGCAUGGUACAGCAUUUCCUUCAUACCAUUUGCAAGGGAUGCUGUGAAGAAAUGUGUGUCUGUCUGUCUGUCCUAAGAGGAAAGCCGGAUGCUUCACAAAGUUCUAGGAAGCAUAGCAGAACUAUGUUAAGAUCACUGUGUUUGUACUUUGCUACUUCUGUUCUAAAUGAGUGCCUUUUGGCUGGUUGUUAGAGGUUAAGUGCAGUGAAUGCAAUUGCGUGUUUUUGGUGUCCGUGGGACAGAGCGCUCACGUGGCUAAAUGAAGGUCAGCCUGGAAGAAGAACUGGGCUGAGACCCAGACUUUGUUUUGAUGAUUCUCAUAUGAAAUUAUUUGUUUCUGCAAAAAUUAACGUGAAGUCUGUAAAAUGGAGCCCUUGAUUCUGGUGGGACCAUGCCAGUCUAAAGGAUUCCUUUCCGAAGAAGAAAAAGAAAUCUGUUGCUAGCUGAUUCCUGACAACUCUUGUAGUAGCCUUACAUCACUUAAUCUUUGCACUAUUUAUAUCAGAUAAUGGAAUACUGGUGCUCUUUUUCUGCCUCUCUUGCAACAUGUUGGGUCUAUGAUAUUUUCAAAAGGCUUAAUUCCAAAUGAAAAGGCUGUUUUAGAGUACUUAUGGAAUGCUUGAUUUUGUUUCCUUAAGUGAAAAAAAUUCAUUUUCAGUUUAGAUUGACAGUGUUUUCUUAAAAUACAUAGAGGGGACAUUUUCAUCUGCGAAGACUGGUUCCUGUAAGAAAAGCACUUGCAAAAUUGGGUUAAUCAAGUUCUUUAGUUUCCAGGAAUAAUGAGUUCUUUGCUAAUGACUCCAGCUGAAUGCAAUACAUUCAAGCUAGGAAACCAAUUUAUCACUUGACAUGAGGUGGUUCUCUUCUCCCUAGCUUCAGCACAGGAGCUGUGUGAAGCUGAGGGCAUGACAGCUAAGCUGAGACAGAACCUGUGUGUUUCCUUUCCCAAAGGACAAAGUCCCUGUUGAUAAGGUGGAAGCAGGCUGGUGUUUAAGCAAGUCCAGGACAGGAAAAAGACAUUUUCUUCUGAACCUGUGAAUAAGUUAAAACUCCAAUGUGUCUUUUUUGUAAGUGAAAUCAAUUUCAUUUUUCCUAAAACUCUCUUCUGCACUCGUGAAUUUCUUCUGCUCUGAGGAGGAAGUACAGCUUUCUGUUGCUUUUUUUGUGUGUUUGGGUGUUUGCUUUUUUAACCAAAGGAAGCAUUCAACAGUCUUGCUGCCAGCUUCAAACAAGCACUGAAUGGUCAGUAUCCAGACUCCAAGGCCAUUGCCCAUUCUUCUAAUCUUCUGAGCUAUGUGUAAUCUUGUACUCCCAAACCAUUUCAGCGGUCUCUUGUUUAACAUCUGAAUGCAGGUUCCUGCUUCUACUAUGUUGGAUACUGUUAACUGUUCUUGCCUUUCCUAUUAGCAAGUUGUCUUGCUGGAAAUGAUGGCUGUGAAGGUCAUUAUCCAGUGAACUUUAAUAUGAUUUGAAUCUUCUAUCCUGAUCUACAUAGACUUUAGCCAUCUAACUGCAUUGCAUUUGCAUAGCAAGUCCUUGACUUGCACCACAAAGACUUUAGGCUAGCAAAAGCCUGGAUCUAUUCAGCAAUGAAGUACAAGCCCACAGUGAAGUAGAACAAUUCUGUGUGGUUCUCAGAAAGUUACUAGAAACAGAAUUAACUCUACACAUUAAUUGUCCUUCUGAUAAUUUAUAAAACAGUAACAACCCUCCAUGAGUAUCCCCUCUAAAACCAAAAAAAUAUCUUUUGAGGAUAUGAAAGGGGAACUUCAACAAGCUUUCUCUGUUUUCCAGCUGGAUAGAGGUACUCUUACAAAGCCAUUUGAACAGAAAAGGCCUUCUUGAAAAUGUGCUACGUUGGGAUGAAUCAGUUCUGUGGGAUGACUUCCCCAAGUGCUAUUUCCUACUGCUUUUCUUCCUUUCUUUCUUUCCAUAGGAUUUUGAAGUUAGUGUUGAAAUGACUACAUUGACUAUUAGUAUUACUUUUUUUUAAUAAGGAGUUAAUUAAAGGCUCAAGAGAGACUGAGAAUUAAAGAACACCUAUUCGUUUUCUCUCUGACUCUGGAUAUCUAAAUGGAUGUAAGACUUUUUUUUUUUAAUGAGGGAGUAUGUUCAAAACCUAAUGUACAUCUGUCAAAGGGCCCCGUGUCAGGCUUCUGUUAGGGCUUGGAGAAUAUAUACAGAAUUCCUUUGUGUAAGACUAGUUGAAAUAGAACUCUAAUGCCUUUCACAUCCCAGUGUUUGCUUAGUUUUAAUAUCUCUGGGUGUUCCCAGAGAACUCUACAAGUAUAGUCUAUGGUAUUUUUCCUUCCCCCCCGCUUUGGGAAAGUUCUGUUAAUUUGUAUAAUCAUUCCAGGCCUAUCAGCAGUCAACAUAAUGGAGUUUUACUUCUGUUUCGUUUGUUUUUGUUUUUUUUUUUUAAU